Molecule: messenger RNA, 747 nt
Organism: Linum tenue
Lineage: Eukaryota; Viridiplantae; Streptophyta; Magnoliopsida; Malpighiales; Linaceae
Source: the annotation of a GenBank genome assembly
AUGAAGCUCAAGAACAAAGGCAAAGUCUUCCCCUCCCCCUCCGCCGCAGCCGCCUCCUCCGACUUCCUCUCCGUCCUCAGCCUCCUCCCCGCCGCCAUCCUCGCCCUCGCCUCCGUCCUCUCCCUUCCCGACCGCGAAGUCCUCGCCUACAUGCUCACCAUGUCCCUCAAAUCCACCCCUCCUUCCUCCCUCUCCACCACCAAAAAAUCCUCCAAGAAGCCAUCAUCCAACCACGCCGCCGGAAGCGGAAGCACCAGCAGCGGUCCUCCUCACAAGGCUCCGGUGUUCGGCUGCGACUGCUUCGACUGCUACACCAGCUACUGGUUCCGCUGGGACUCUUCCCCCAACCGCGAGCUCAUCCACCAGGUCAUCGAAGCCUUCGAGGAGCAUCUCCUCACCGCCGAACAGCCCAAGAAGAGCAAGCGCCGCGACAAGACCUCCCGCCGCGUCGCCGCCGCCGCCGUAGAGAUUGCUUCCGAUUCCAAGCUGAAUCAGCUCCUUCCGCCACCGCCGCCGCAGGUAACGACGACGACUGAUGAACCAGCUGCUUCUUUUGCUCCCGCUGAGAUUGAGGUCGAGACCGUCUCGCCGGCGGCGAGUGAGGAGGAAGAGAGGGCGGUGGUGCUGAGGUUGCCUCCGGCCGCGGAAGGCGGCAGCGGGCAUAAAGGGAUUGGAAGGAAAGUGCUGCCGGACGUGUUCGGGUUGUUGAAUUCGCGUUUAUGGAGUCUUUGGGGUCCGAAUAUUUAA